AUGGCUCCUCCACGGCGCGUCCUACUUUCGAAGGAGCGCUUCGCAUAUAACUUUGGACUCCUGAAAACACAAGCCUAUCAUGAUCCUCAAGCGCGCGCACCUGGCUCCCAUACAAUUCGCACAAUUGCAUGGAACCCUACAGGCCAAUUAAUUGCUACCGGAUCCGCCGACCGGACGCUCCGAAUCUGGAACCCCGAGCGCUCGCAAGCCAAAUAUUCCACCGACCUGCGAGGUCAUACCGCGGGCAUUGAGAAGGUUAUCUUCAACCCCGUUCGCGAUUCAGAGCUGGCCAGUUGCUCUACCGAUGGUACGGUACGGAUAUGGGACGUGCGAUCUAAGGCGUGCGUGAGCCGCUUAGAUGUCGGUGGCGAGGCCUUCACUCUGUCCUGGUCCGCAGAUGGGACCGUUCUGAUGGCUGGGAGAAAAGACGAUACUCUCGUGCCGAUAUCCGUUGAGUCACCUUCUACACCAACACCCCUCGGUGGACCACUGACGACAUCAACAACGUACAAAACCCUCCCCUCGCACCCGCAACCGAUCCAAACAAACGCGACCACCUUUUCACACCACAUCCCAACCCCAACAUCACCCAAUCUCCACCUCCUUGCCACAACCGGCGAGGGCACCGUCAAAAUCAUCUCCUACCCCUCCUUCGAAACUAUCCAUACCCUCCACGCCCACACUUCCGCCUGCCUCUCCAUAGCCCUCACCCCAACAGGCCGCUACCUCGCCAUCGGCGGCAGCGACGCCCUCAUCUCUCUCUGGGACACAACAGACUGGAUCUGCCGACGGACCAUAUCAAGUAAUAACGGCGGCGCUGUAAGGGGGGUGAGCUGGAGCUUCGACGGGCGAUUCAUCUGCGGCGCGUGCGACGAGGUCGGGUGCGGCGGGAAUGGGAUUGAGAUCUUCCAUGCGGAGACGGGCGAGAGCGUGUAUACGGUUCCUACAGGGGGUGGCAUGAAUGCAGGGAUUCCGGCUGUUGCGUGGCAUCCGUCGAGGUACUGGUUGGCAUACUCGACGACGGCGGAUGCGCAUGGAGCUGGAGGGUUGAGGAUUGUUGGGGCUGCCGGGGGUAAUAAUUUAUAA
Molecule: messenger RNA, 1086 nt
Organism: Aspergillus calidoustus
Lineage: Eukaryota; Fungi; Ascomycota; Eurotiomycetes; Eurotiales; Aspergillaceae
Source: the annotation of a GenBank genome assembly